Messenger RNA from Prosopis cineraria, 1373 nucleotides. RefSeq names its product PR5-like receptor kinase. Gene Ontology annotation, biological process: protein phosphorylation. NCBI's taxonomy places the organism in Eukaryota, Viridiplantae, Streptophyta, Magnoliopsida, Fabales, Fabaceae. The record is from RefSeq and is a predicted model, not a curated record. Gene Ontology annotation, molecular function: ATP binding; protein kinase activity. The coding region runs from base 210 to 1262 and encodes 350 amino acids. The transcript is spliced from 3 exons.
UGUGGUUACAGCAAUACCAGAAAGGAGUCCUUGUGCUUCUGCAAAGCGGCAGUGUGCAAAGCAAUAGCUGUUCGGGUAGAAGCAAGGCCCGUUUGUCAAAGCCCAUAAUUGGUCUAAUAGUUGGAGGAAUUGCAGCUCUGCUGACAUGCAUCCUUAUUGUCUCUUUGAGACGAAAAUUGUCAUUGAUUCUGUCAGCGGAGUUUUGGAAGAUGACAAACAAUGAUCAGCGCAUAGAAUCCUUCAUCAGAAAUAAUGGACCUCUAACAAUAAAAAGAUUUACAUUUUCAGAAAUCAAGAAAAUGACCAACUCUUUUGAAGUCAAAUUGGGAGAAGGAGGUUAUGGUAGAGUAUACAAAGGGAUUACAAUAAAAAAUUGCCCAGUGGCCGUGAAGGUAUUGAAUGCAUCCAAAGGGAAUGGUGAAGAAUUUAUCAAUGAGGUUGUCAGCAUUAGUAGGACUUCACAUGUAAAUAUUGUCACUCUCCUUGGUUUUUGUCUUGAAGGUGGCAAAAAAGCACUUGUGUAUGAACUCAUGCCAAAUGGUUCGCUUGAAAAGUUCAUAUACAACAGGAAAUUGGAGACAAAUCCACCCUUGAGUUGGGAAAAAUUACUCCAAAUUGCUGGAGGGAUAGCUAGAGGGCUAGAAUACUUGCAUAGAGGUUGCAAUGCUCGAAUCUUGCAUUUUGACAUAAAACCAAACAAUAUCCUUUUAGAUGAAAAUUUUUGCCCAAAAAUAUCAGAUUUUGGAUUAGCUAAGCUUUGCUCAAAAACUCACAGUAAAGUGUCAAUGUUGGAUGCUAGAGGGACUGUUGGGUAUAUAGCACCAGAAGUAUGGAACCGAAAUUUUGGAGGUGUCUCUCACAAGUCAGAUGUGUAUAGUUAUGGAAUGUUGAUUUUGGAAAUGGUUGGAGGAAGAAAGAAUGUCAAUGAAGAAUCAAGUUGUUCAAGUGAUAUAUACUUUCCUCAUUGGGUAUAUGGCCAAAUUGAGUCAGGCAACAAGAUAAUAGGGUAUGAUGAUAUAACGAGAGAAGAAAGUGAAAUUGCAAAGAAGAUGAUCCUAGUGGGAUUAUGGUGCAUUCAGCCCAUGCCAUCAGAUAGGCCUCCCAUGAACAGAGUGAUUGAGAUGUUGGAAGGGAGCUUGGAUCAGCUGUCAAUACCACCAAAGCCUUUCAUAUUUCCACCUACAAUUCCAAGAACGGGAGAGGAAAACUUUGCAACAAAUGGUGUUCUUUCAUUUUCGGCUGAUUAUCAAUGUGGUAGAUAGAAUUAUAUCUUUUUUGUAAAAGUUAAUUAAAUCCUUGUACAUUUGCAAUGGCAUCAUAGAUGUGAAAUUUGUAGUUUGAAUUUCAAGAAUUAUGUGCAGUCAUCAAGUGAA